AUGCGAAAUAUUCAUCGACCAGUUCGAGAGGCAAACUACUCAUCAAGUGGCAAAGAAAGUUACAGGAUUGCAAAUAGGAUAAAAUACAAGAUGACUAUCAAUGUUAAUGCAGAAAGUAAACUCCUCUCCUCCACACCUAUUCUGGAUCUACCAAUACAAAAAGCUUCCAAUUGUACCAAUUGGGAUCUUUUUUAUCCAUCAAUCCGGAAUGUUUCCAAGAAGAAGGGUAUUAUCGGAAUACAUGAAGAAAUAGCCUAUAGUUUUUCGUUUGGAUAA
Molecule: messenger RNA, 276 nt
Organism: Sphenostylis stenocarpa
Lineage: Eukaryota; Viridiplantae; Streptophyta; Magnoliopsida; Fabales; Fabaceae
Source: the annotation of a GenBank genome assembly